Seminavis robusta is the source of this 630-nucleotide messenger RNA. The record is from the annotation of a GenBank genome assembly. Lineage: Eukaryota; Bacillariophyta; Bacillariophyceae; Naviculales; Naviculaceae.
AUGAAGAUCGCCGUCCUUGCUUCCCUUCUUGCCACCGCGGCUGCUUUCGCACCCGCCCAACAGCGUGUUGCCCACAGCACAGCUCUUGCAAGCACCUCUGAGGACUACUGGGAUCCUUUGGGCCUUUACACUCUCGGAAAUGGCGAGGCUUUCGAUACAUUCCCCAACAUGUUCCCAAAUGAACAAUUCUUGAGUGAGGCUGAGCGAAAGCACGGACGUAUGGCAAUGCUUGGAUGGACUGGAAUCUGGGCCACCACUGAGGGUGGCUUGGGUCUUGGUCUUCACUUCCCUGGAUUCCCCGUUGAACCCGACUGGACCAAGGCUCUCGGUGUCUUUGCAGCUGAAGAACCAGCCUGGUUCGGUGGCAUCCUUGCCUUCAUCAUGAUUGCCGAAGGUGAGGGUGUUGGCCACACAGGUGAUAACUUCCGAGGAAAGUCCACCAAGACCCCCGGUGACAUGGGCUUUGACUACCUUGGAUUGAAGAAGAAGCUUUCAGCCGAGAAGCAAGCGCACUACCUUGAGUCCGAACUCAAAAACGGUCGUGCUGCUAUGAUCGCGAUGGCAUCUCUGUUCUCCUUCAAAGCAGUCGAAGGAUCAGUUCCUCUCAUGGAGCUUAUUGGCGCCAACUAA